Messenger RNA from Fusarium poae, 486 nucleotides. RefSeq lists its product as uncharacterized. The record is from RefSeq and is a predicted model, not a curated record. Lineage: Eukaryota; Fungi; Ascomycota; Sordariomycetes; Hypocreales; Nectriaceae. Bases 1 to 486 code for a protein of 161 amino acids. The transcript is spliced from 4 exons.
AUGCAAACUCUAAGCUGCAUUGCGUUUAUCCUUUGUCUGGUGGCCCUUGUCUCAGCCAUUCCUUAUUCUUCUGCUCCGUCCAUCAUCAAGCGCGGAGAGGAAGAAAUACACAUUUUUAAACGGGACGCUGCUAUGACUCCUGAAGACCUCGUCCUCGCCGAGAAUCAUGGGGUAAAUGCUACUGAAAUGUUCAGGCACUCCGUGAUCAAACGGCGUGGCGAGGAAGACGUAACUAUCUGGGUCGACAACAGCUUUGAAGAAACACUUGGACCCGAGGACAAUCCAGCGACACCAAAACGUGCCAUUAAAAUCAUCGACAAUUAUACCAAGUCGGGUGGUUGGAAUGAAGAAAGAUGCACAGGUCACAUCUACAGGGAUAACACAGGCCCCAACGCCCCCUGCACCGGCGGCCUAAAGCAACUGAGAACCUGGGCCGCACAGAAUGGUGGCUUCUUCAGCUUUUAUGAAACAGUAACAUCUCUUUAA